Messenger RNA from Phalaenopsis equestris, 5724 nucleotides. RefSeq lists its product as uncharacterized. Gene Ontology annotation, molecular function: helicase activity. The record is from RefSeq and is a predicted model, not a curated record. Lineage: Eukaryota; Viridiplantae; Streptophyta; Magnoliopsida; Asparagales; Orchidaceae.
UAGUCACCAAAUGCACGCUCCCUCCGAAGUCUUUCUCGGCUUGCCUUGUUCAUCUUCCCCCAAAACCCUCUUUGCAUCCAAGGAGGGGUUCACAAAGAGGGCUAGGUUCGAUCGAUAGGGUUGUAUCCAGGCCACCGUCUACGCCGAAAUCCCAUGGCGAAGAGGACGUGCGGCAGAAGAGAGCUACUCGAUCGGUGGAUGGGUAUUCAAGAGGAAGACGACGAAGAUGAUCCGUCCCCAACAAAGCAGCGGCAGAUUCGACUUGCGAAGGAGAGUUGGUUCUCGGAUUGUUAUAAAUUUUUAACCAAUUUACCAAAAGAAAGUCAUAUAUGGUGUGGCUUUUCAGAUUUAAUGGGACCCCUUUUGGAGACUUUUCAUAAUUACUUCAGUGACAAGAGCGGCGAUUCACCUUUGAAACAUAUAUGGAAGCGGGUUUCUGUGGAAUUGGGGCAGUGCAUGCAGUGUAUAUUCCAGCAUCAUAUGGCUCAAGAAUCUUAUAAUGUUGAGUAUGAUGCGGAUGCUGUUGGCCCGCUUCUGAAAGUGUUACGUAGACUUGAUGAAGAAAGGGUUGCAGAACAUAUAGAAAAGAUAAAUGCAAGCAUGAAACAUGGAGAAUAUGAUACUGACUCUUAUAGCGUUGAAGUUAUUAGCAUAAUGUUUGAAGUUUUGACAUAUCCAUUGCUUCUAGAAGACCAGUCUUUGGUUAAUGAGUUCCAAAAUUUUCUCGAGAAAAUUGACAGCUAUCAUGAUGUUACUUUAGCUGGCAGUCAACAAUAUAUGGGUGUCUAUGCUCUGCUCUUUCUUAAAAGUGGAAGGGCUAGAUCAAUUGGCUUUCGCCUUGCUGGAAGUUUGGGAAAGUUGAGGAGUGCAGCAGAUCUGGAUCCUUUGCAGCCUCUUUUAAAGAAAUACAUUUGCUUUUUGGGGACUGAGGUUCCUCCGUUAACCAUGGAUAAUUCAAGGCCAAGAGUACAACUUGAGCGGACAACUGUUUGGAUUGGAGUGAAAGCUCUGCUUGGAUUUCUUGAGGCCCCUGCAUAUGAGGAAGGGAUAUUAGAGAGAUACCCUGUUUUCCUGAGCAUCGUUCUUAACCAUGUCAGUGGUGACACACUGGAUUUUUCCUAUGCUGUUGCUUGUUUGAGGAUAUCAUUUGAAAUUCUUGGUAGUAAACUUUGGCUGAGGACUGCAUUGUCACCCAGCGUGAUGCGUAACACUCUAUUGGGUCAAUGUUUUCAUUCCAGAAACGAGAAAAGCCACAAGGAAAUUUUUGACCUUUUCCUCCCAUUUUUGCAGUCUCUUGAAGCCCACCAGGAUGGCGAGCAUGAAAAACAGAGAAGGAAUUUACUGUAUUUUCUUUUGCAUCAAGUAACCCAGAGUAGCAAUUUCAGUGACCUGAUGAGAAAGAAUGCUCGCAAGAUAGCACUUUUAAUUGUACAUCGCGGAUACAAAAUGGAUCCUCCAAGUCCACCUUUUGAAUGUGCACAUAUGUGGGGGCCAACUUUGGUGAAUUCUUUGAAGAAUUUUUCUUUGCAUAGUUCUCUGCGGCAACCGGCGUUUGAUCUUAUUACAACAAUUAUAAUUUCCGACACUUCUGCUCUGAUAUCUCUUCAGCAGAGGAGUUGCGCUCUGCAUAGAAGUAAAUUCAGUACCCAUGGUUAUUUCAUUGAUGAGGAAGAUGAGCUCAUUUUAUCUGAAGAUACGGAAGAAAAGGAUAACACUUGCUGGACUGAAUUUAACAUGUUGAGCAAGCUCGCUUCAUCUGAAUGCACUUGUUGGUCAUGCGUUCCAAUGUUAUGGAUUGAUUCUUUGAUUGAUGUGGGCCCUGCAACUCUCCCUAUAACAUUUUCAAAGGCUCUUUUCUGGGCUUUGUCACGUUUAUCUGUGCUGGAAUUGAACUUUAGUUUGGAUAUGUCACUCUCAACUCGGGACUGGUUGUCCAUAUAUGCAAGUGAGAUCUCUUCAUCAUUUGGGUGGCAGAUUCCAACUGGUUUUGAUGACGGCGGGGAAGGGAAGGAGUCGAGAAACUCCAUCAGGGCAUCAUCUAUGUGCAUUCCAUUGUUAAGGACAUUGAAGAGGCUUUCUGCUGAAUUCAUCUUGCAACUGGAAAAACUUGAACUUCAAAAACAAUGGACAUGGGAACCAAAAAUGGCUGAGAGCUUGAUACUUACGCUUGCAAACCAUGAUGAUGUUGUGAGGAAAGCUGGUAAAAUUAUAUUGGAGUAUUUGUCCAGUGAGCGUCUCUUGACUUCUGGACUCCAGUUUCUUUGUUCCACUGCUUCUUCUCUGUCUGCCAUUCUUGCGGGUUUCAGAUUCAUGUUUAAACAGGUUCAUUAUAUUCCCAUUAUGGAUAGCUUUCAUAGUCUUCACCAUUUGUUCUUUGUCUCGGGGAAAUUAUUAAAGGAACUUGUUAGCUCUCCCAAUAAAGCACCUCCGAAUUCUCAAGACUACCUAAAUUGCAUAACACCGUCUUCUCAGGGAGGAUUUUUACCACAAACUUUCAUUGGUCAUUCACCAGCUAGUCCUUUUGAUUGCCAACCAAAUCAAGUGGACAUUAAAUCUUGGGAGAAAUUCAGCUGCUUGCUUUCUGCAAUCAUGUGGUCUCCUGUAUUAAAAUGCUUAGUUGAGGGCAAGGAGCUUAUAAAUAACACAAAGUGCCAGAUGACAUGUGUUCGGUUGCUGGAAACUCUUCCUACUAUUUAUGAAAAGCUAAGCUUAUCUUUCCCCAAAUCAUUAGGAAAUGUGGUGCAUCUGGUUCCCAGUUCAUCCGACUUCAAAUGGCUUUUAGAUUUGGUAGAUUGGGGUAGAUCACAUCUCGUAGUUGUCAUCAGGCACUGGAAACUAUGCAUGCAAUCUUUGUUGAGCUUUUUUAAAGUGUCAUAUGGUGAUUCAACAGCAUCCAUGAUAAGUACCAUUGAAAAAGUAAUAUCAACUGAUACAAUUAUGGUUGAUAAUUUACAGGAGCAGAUGCUUACUUUUACUGUCUCUUUGUCUCGUCUUGCUUCUUUCAGAGAUGACAUAAGAAUUCUCAAGCCAAAAACAUUACCUUUAGAACCUCAUUCAUUGAAAAAUGUCUCAUAUUUUGAUGCAUCUUUAUCUUUUGGUUCAAGUUUUAAUGCUGUUAAAAUGAAUAAGAAAUAUGUAGAGAAAGAAGUUAUUGCUCUUUCUGAUGAUGAACCUGAGAAAGUUGCUUCCAUUGAAGUGGUAGACUCAUGCUGCACAAGUUCAGGCUCACACCUGUUAGCCGAGAAUUCUCUUCCAGCUACUUGUAAGGGCUUGUUACCAGAUAGUGAGGCCAAGUCCAUGAUUCCUAUUUCGAAGUAUGACAAGCUUGAGUCCUUUCCUUCUGGAAUUUUUGUUGAGGACGACUUGUGUUCUUCUUCUUCGGAGGAUGAUCUUGUAAAUAAUAAAGCAUCUUAUCAUGAAAAAUCUGUUGCUGGUAGAAUUGGAGAUUCUCAAAUGCAAGGAAGAGGUCUUUGUACAAAGGCUUUACGAAGUAGUAACCUUGUUAAAUCUUCUCACAAAGGUCCAAAUGUUCCACAAAAUGGUCAAUCAUUAGCUAAAAUUCUUCCUAACAAGACAACUAUAACUGAUCCACUCCUGGAACUUGAAGUUGCUAUGAACAAACGGCUGGUUCAGGCUGACGGUGAUGAUUCUUUGGAGCUUGCACUGGAUCAUACUAGUCAUCCUAAGCCGUUAGUAUCAAAGACAACUGUAUUUGCUUCUAAAAGAAAAGUAAUACAACUUGAAAUGCCUGCAAAUCACAAGUCUUGCUCACUCAACCGAAUGGAAGUAUCUUCCAGAAGACUUAAACCUCCUAAAUUGGAUGUUUGGUAUAAGUCCAUUUUAGAAAUGGAUUACUUUAUGAUAGUGGGGCUAAAUUCUACUGAUGAAUAUGAAAAAAUAACCUACAAUUUGAGUCAAGUUCCUUUACAUUUCCAAUCUUCAGAUCAUUAUGUUAAAAUUUUCCAACCAUUAGUUUUGGAAGAGUUCAAAGCUCAGUUGCACCAUUCAUCUUUAGAGUCAUCUGCAGAAGACAAGCAUUGUGGCAGUCUUUCUAUAGUUUCUGUUGAAAGAAUUGAUGAUUUUCAUAUAAUUCGAGGUUGUCCUGAUGAGAAAGAAUCUGCAACAUCUCAAGGCUGUCUGGAAAAUGAUCUUGUCUUGCUCACCAAAGAGCCCCUCGAGAAUUCUGUCCAAAUUACUCACGUGCUUGGAAAGGUGGAAAGGCGGGAGAAAAGUCAUAAAAAUUUCUCUAUUAUUCUAGUAAUUAGAUUAUAUCUUCCAGAUACUUGCUCACGUCUAAUCAAACUGAAGAGGCUUCUAAUCGAACGGAGUAAAUGGUUUUUAAGUCGAGUUAUGAGUAUAACCCCUCAACUAAGAGAAUUUCAGGCUCUUUCAUCUCUCAAUUCGAUUCCUAUGCUUCCAAUCAUCUUGAAGCCUGCUGCUCAUUCUCCUGGGCAUUCUGAACCACAAAAAGUAGACCUAAGUAAGCUUUCUCAGUUCAUGCAAGACAUGUUCAAGUCAUCAUUUAAUGUCACCCAGCUCCAGGCUAUUAGUGAUGCUAUCAGAGCACAUACUCCACGAAAAUUUGAACUCUCACUUGUCCAGGGUCCUCCAGGAACUGGUAAGACCAAAACUAUUGUUGCUAUUGUUAGUGCGCUGCUUGCUCUGCAAAGACUUCCAAAAAACAUGUUUACCAACACUACCAGAGAAUUCAGUGCCUUGUGCAAACCUAGGACACAUCUUCCAAAUUCUGUAGCUGUUUCAAGAGCUUGGCAAGAUGCUGCUUUUGCGAAGCAAUUGCUUAUGGAUGCAGAGAAAGAGGCUUCAAUAUCUGUAGAAAGUGCUUUGAAAGGAAGGAUCCUUAUUUGUGCACAAUCAAAUGCAGCAGUUGAUGAACUUGUAUCAAGAAUUAAUGAAGGGAUUUUUGGGAAUGAUGGAAAAAUAUACAAACCUUUCAUUGUGAGAGUUGGCAAUGCAAAAACUGUUCAUCCUAACUCCCUUCCUUUUUUUAUUGACACACUUGUCGAACAAAGGCUGGCAGAAGAAAUAACAAGCACGGGAAAUGGUGAUGGAGGAAAUGAUUCAAAUGCUGAGACUUCAAGAUCACUUCGUUGUAAACUAGAGAAGCUAGCUGAAAGAAUACAGUACUAUGAAUCUAGGCGUGCUAAAUUAAAAGAUGGCGAUGCCAACUUGAAUGAUAUUGCUGGUGGUGUUAUUUCUGAGGAUAAUAUUAAAGAAAUGUCUGAUACAGAAAUAGGGGCAAAACUGAACAAUCUCUAUAGGGAGAAAAAAUUAGUUUAUCAAGAUCUUGCUUCUGCUCAAGCUCGAGAAAAAAAGUCUUCUGAAGAAAGCCGGGCCCUUAAGCGUAAGCUUCGGAAAUCCAUCCUAAGAGAGGCUGAAAUUGUGGUGACAACACUCAGUGGGUGUGGUGGUGAUCUGUAUGAAGUCUGCUAUGAAUCCUUUUCAAAUGGCAGUUCAGGAAGGUGUUCGGAUCAGUGUUUCUUUGAUGUAGUUGUGAUUGAUGAAGCAGCUCAAGCGCUGGAACCAGCCACUCUCAUUCCACUUCAGCUUUUGAAGUCAAAUGGAGCCAAAUGUAUAAUGGUUGGGGAUCCAAAACAGCUUCCUGCUACUGUACUUUCCAGCGUGGCCAGUCAAUUUCUUUACGAGUGUAGCAUGUUUGAAAGAUUGCAGAGGGCUGGGCACCCAGUGAUACUGUUAACCGAACAG